Messenger RNA from Ilyonectria robusta, 1707 nucleotides. RefSeq names its product major facilitator superfamily domain-containing protein. Gene Ontology annotation, biological process: transmembrane transport. NCBI's taxonomy places the organism in Eukaryota, Fungi, Ascomycota, Sordariomycetes, Hypocreales, Nectriaceae. Gene Ontology annotation, cellular component: fungal-type vacuole membrane. Gene Ontology annotation, molecular function: transmembrane transporter activity. The record is from RefSeq and is a predicted model, not a curated record. The transcript is spliced from 5 exons. Bases 71 to 1438 code for a protein of 455 amino acids.
CUCCCGACGACCUCUCCUCUAUCUAGCCUCGAUUGUGCUGAAAAGCCCGAGCGAUCUGAAAAGAAUUGAAAUGGCCUCAUCCUUGUCCACGUCAAUCCGGCUUGAGCCGCUCCCACCAGGAACCAACACCAACGUCGUGACGCAGCGCGAAGGCCUGUCCUCCUCCUCGGCGCGCCAUCUUUCUUCCUCUGAAGGAGAUCCCGUUCUUGAAGCCUCCAGAGCAGCCGAUAGCGCAGUCCCCGACGGUGGUCGCGGAUGGGUCGUCAUCGCCGCCUGCGCCAUCGUUGCAUGGUGGUUCGUCGGCACGAGCUACAGCUGGGGCAUCAUCCAGGAUGCUCUCGUUACUGAAGGCAUCGCGUCUCCGUCUACUCUGGCCUUCGUGGGCUCGUUGUCCGCUGCACUCAUCAGCGCUCUGGCUAUCGUCAAUGCACGCGUCAUUCGAUGGAUGGGCUCACAGCGCACCGCAAUGUUGGGCGUCUCUUUCUUGGGGCUGUCGGCGAUAACGAGCAGCUUCACAGUGAAGAACAUCACCGGGCUGUUUUUCACCAGCGGUAUUUUACUUGGCCUGGGAUUGAGCUUGUGCUUUAUGACUGUCUCGGUGACGCCGGCCCAGUACUUCAACCGCAGACGGGGCCUCGCAAACGGCAUCGUCUUUGCGGGAGGCGGUCUUGGUGGUGCCGUCACUAGCUACGGUCUAGACGCCCUCAUCCUAAAAUUCGGACCAGCUUGGACAUAUCGCAUUCUUGGAAUUGCAACCCUCGUCACUGGACUUCCGGCGGCCUGGUUCAUACAAGAGCGAACACCCAUCCGAACCGCUGGCUUCAUCGAGUGGCGGCUCUUCAAAGACCCAGGUUUCGUGCUCAUAUUCGCUGUCGGCGCUAUAGGAACCUUCCCACUCUUUGUUCCUCCCUUCUUCAUCCCUCUCUACAGCCGGUCUAUGGGAUUAUCGUCCAGCACCGGCGCUGGGCUCCUCGCAGGUUUCAACUUCGCAUCCGCCGUUGGUCGCAUCAUCUGUGGUCAUUUUUGCGACGUCUUCGGGCCUCUGAACACGCUGAUGGUCUCUCUAAUGCUUACCGCGAUUAGUAUGCUGACUCUAUGGCCAGCAUCCACCUCGCUUGCUCCGUUGGCCAUCUUUGUAGUCGUGAAUGGAGCAUCUAACGGCGGGUUUUUCGCCACCAUGCCCACAGUUGUAAGCAAUACAUUCGGCUCUGCGAGAGUAUCUAUCGCCAUGGGCAUGAUUGUUACUGGAUGGGUUGGAGGAUAUCUGAUGGGCGCUCCUAUUGCGGGAUACUUGCUUGAGUCAUACGGAGGAGCCGAAUCUGGACUUCAAGCGUAUCGUCCAGCUAUGUUCUAUGCUGGCGCACUUGCGCUUGGUGCUUCGGGGUUGGUUGCAUUUAUGCGCUUCCGCACGAACCAAAAGCUGUUCGUAAAGGUGUAAGAAGUGUGCCAGCAUACGUGGCCACUAUGGGACCAGGACGGCAGCAUCAUUGUUCCAUAGAGCCUCGCCGUUACCAAUUGAGCUUCAACUUCAGCUGGAUUUUGAAAAGAUUGUAUAUCUUUUAGUGCUGAAAUAAUAUUUUCAUUGCGUCUAAGAAUAUGAAGAUUGUUGAGUAUUAUAUUAUUAUGUCGGAAGGUUAUAUAUUGGAUCGUUGCUGAGCUUGUUAAGUCGGCCGAGCCAACGAGGGUUCUUUUAGUAUAGAAGGAGGC